Molecule: messenger RNA, 2380 nt
Organism: Nyctereutes procyonoides (raccoon dog)
Lineage: Eukaryota; Metazoa; Chordata; Mammalia; Carnivora; Canidae
Gene: CSTF2T
Product: cleavage stimulation factor subunit 2 tau variant
Biological process (GO): mRNA 3'-end processing
Cellular component (GO): mRNA cleavage and polyadenylation specificity factor complex
Molecular function (GO): mRNA binding
Source: RefSeq, a predicted model, not a curated record
UGCUCGGCGGAAGCGAGUCCGCCGAGGACGAGCGCCGGCCGCCGCCGCGCCGCGCCGAGCCGCCGAGAGCCAUGUCGAGCCUGGCGGUGCGGGACCCGGCCAUGGACCGGUCGCUGCGCUCCGUGUUCGUGGGGAACAUCCCGUACGAGGCGACGGAGGAGCAGCUGAAGGACAUCUUCUCGGAGGUGGGCUCGGUGGUGAGCUUCCGGCUGGUGUACGACCGCGAGACGGGCAAGCCCAAGGGCUACGGCUUCUGCGAGUACCAGGACCAGGAGACGGCGCUGAGCGCCAUGCGCAACCUCAACGGGCGCGAGUUCAGCGGCCGCGCGCUGCGCGUGGACAACGCCGCGAGCGAGAAGAACAAGGAGGAGCUCAAGAGCCUGGGCCCCGCCGCGCCCGUCGUCGACUCGCCCUACGGCGACCCCAUCGACCCCGAGGACGCGCCCGAGUCCAUCACGCGCGCCGUGGCCAGCCUGCCGCCCGAGCAGAUGUUCGAGCUCAUGAAGCAGAUGAAGCUGUGCGUGCAGAACAGCCACCAGGAAGCGCGCAGCAUGCUGCUGCAGAACCCGCAGCUGGCCUACGCGCUGCUGCAGGCGCAGGUGGUCAUGCGCAUCAUGGACCCCGACCUGGCGCUCAGGAUCCUGCACCGCAAGGUCCACGUGACGCCGCUGCUGCCCGGCAAGGCGCAGCCCGGCCCCGGCCCCGGCCCGGCCCCGGCCCUCGGCCCCGGCCCCGGCCCCGGCCCCGGCCUCGGCCCCGGCCCCGGCCCCGCCGCCCCGGCCGUCCUGCUGGCCCAGCAGAGCCCCGCCGCCCCGCAGCCGCCGCACCUGGCGCGGAGGCCGGUGAAGGACAUCCCCCCGCUGAUGCAGACCCCGAUCCAGGCCGGCAUGCCGGCGCCGGGCCCUCUGUCCGCCGCGGGGCCGGGCCCCGGGCCCGCCGCGCUCCCUGCCGCGGGCGGCAUGCAGCCGCAGGUGGGGAUGCCCGGCGUGGGGCCCCUGGAGCGCGGCCAGGUGCAGAUGGCCGACCCCAGGGCGCCCCUGCCGCGGGGGCCCAUGGCCGCGGGGGGCCUCCCUCCUCGGGGGCUGCUGGGGGACGCCCCGAACGACCCCCGCGGGGGGACUCUGCUCUCGGUCACCGGGGAGGUGGAGCCCCGAGGCUACCUGGGCCCGCCCCUGCACCACGCGUCCGGCCACGCCAGAGACUCGCACGACCUGCGGGGCGGGCCCCUCGCCGACCCCAGACUGCUGAUGGGAGAGCCCCGGGGGCCCAUGAUGGAUCAGAGGGGGCUCCCCAUGGAUGGCAGAGGGAGCAGAGAUUCUCGAGGGAUGGAGACGGAAGUCCUAGAGACCAGAGUGCUGGAGAGGAGAGGGAUGGAGACCUGUGCGAUGGAAGCCAGAGGCAUGGACGCGAGAGGGAUGGAGAUGCGGGGCCCCGGCCCCGGCCCCGGCACCAGAGGCCCAAUGACUGGGGGAAUCCAGGGGCCCGGGCCCAUUAACAUGGGGGCGGGUGGUCCUCAGGGACCCAGACAGGUGUCGGGCAUUUCAGGGGUGGGAAAUCCUGGAGCUGGCAUGCAGGGGGCAGGCAUGCAAGGAGGGGGCAUGCAGGGGGCGGGCAUGCAAGGAGGGGGCAUGCAGGGGGCAGGCAUGCAAGGAGGGGGCAUGCAGGGGGCGGGCAUGCAGGGGGCGGGCAUGCAGGGAGGGGGCAUGCAAGGAGCAGGCAUGCAAGCAGUGGGCAUGCAGGGGGCAGGCAAGCAAGGUGGAGGCCAGCCUAGCAGUUUCAGUCCUGGGCAGAGCCAGGUAACUCCACAGGAUCAGGAAAAGGCAGCUCUGAUCAUGCAGGUUCUUCAGCUGACUGCAGAUCAGAUUGCCAUGCUGCCCCCUGAGCAGAGGCAGAGCAUCCUAAUUUUAAAGGAACAGAUUCAGAAGUCUACUGGAGCUUCUUGAGCGGUGUCGGGAGAUAACUGGCAGUGGUCUCCGAGUUUUCCUGUAGCAUGGAGGGUGAAUGCAGAAGGUCAACGUCUGCAUCCCCACACUCCAGUGAUUAGGGUUUCCCUUCCUGAUUUCAUCUUAUCUUUUUAUUUUCUUUUUUAAUGGGGGCGGGGGGGGCAGGGGGAGGCAGGAUUGGGUCUGUUCACUUUUACUCACUGUAAAUACACAAGAAUAACUCUGAACGUGGUUAUACUACACGGAGUACGAUGACAACACAACAAUACUGAGAGUGUCUACAAUAUGUUAAACUACAUUUUUUGAAUACCGAGUAAAACAAUGUGAAAACUGCACAUAAGGACUAAACUAUUGACCUGUUAAAAUGGUAACAUGCUAAAACAGUUUACGAUUUUUGGUUGUGUAAGAAAAUAAAGACGUUUACCUCAAAAUUAUCA